Molecule: messenger RNA, 2438 nt
Organism: Syngnathoides biaculeatus (alligator pipefish)
Lineage: Eukaryota; Metazoa; Chordata; Actinopteri; Syngnathiformes; Syngnathidae
Product: gap junction delta-2 protein-like
Exons: 2
Coding region: 287-1249 (320 amino acids)
Biological process (GO): cell communication
Cellular component (GO): connexin complex
Source: RefSeq, a predicted model, not a curated record
GGUCAACGUGGCGGCGGCGCGGCGGUGGGAGCGCGCAGGCAGACAAAGAGACGCUCGGCGGGAUGCGUUCUGACGCCAGGCUCGGACUCUUUUUCGGGGGGAAGUAAAACGAGAACAAAAAAAAAAAAAAAACAAACAAAAAGAAGAAGAAGAGGUUGCUCUUUUUCAAAUCUUUUUUUUUUUUCAGGGGGCGGGGGGAGGGCGGGGAGGGUGAAGGCGACAGGACCGCUGGACCGGCACCACUGCCACCACUUGUGCCCUCUUCUGCUCCUCCGGAUGCUCAGAAAUGGGGGAAUGGACCAUACUAGAGAGGCUCCUGGAGGCUGCUGUCCAGCAGCACUCGACUAUGAUCGGAAGGAUCCUGCUGACGGUGGUGGUGAUCUUCCGCAUCCUGAUCGUGGCCAUCGUCGGGGAGACGGUGUACGAUGACGAGCAGACCAUGUUCGUGUGCAACACGCUGCAGCCGGGCUGCAACCAGGCGUGCUACGACAAGGCGUUCCCCAUCUCGCACAUCCGCUACUGGGUCUUCCAGAUCAUCAUGGUGUGCACGCCCAGCCUGUGCUUCAUCACCUACUCGGUGCACCAGUCGGCCAAGCAGAAGGAGCGCCGCUACUCCACCGUCUACCUGACGCUGGACAAGGAGCCCGACUCGCUGCUGAAGCGCAGCGGGAUCGGCGGAGGGGGCGGCGGCGGCGGGGGCGACGACUCCGCCAAGAAGAUCAAGAACACGGUGGUGAACGGCGUGGUGCUGCAGAACGCCGACAACUCCACCAAGGAGGCCGAGCCCGACUGCCUGGAGGUGAAGGAGAUGCCCAACUCGGCGGCCGCCAGAACUACAAAGUCCAAAAUGAGGCGCCAGGAGGGCAUCUCGCGCUUCUACAUCAUCCAGGUGGUGUUCCGCAACGCGCUGGAGAUCGGCUUCCUGGUGGGCCAGUACUUCCUGUACGGCUUCAACGUGCCCUCUGUGUACGAGUGCGACCGCUACCCGUGCAUCAAGGACGUGGAGUGCUACGUGUCGCGGCCCACGGAGAAGACGGUCUUCCUGGUCUUCAUGUUCGCCGUCAGCGGCUUCUGCGUGGUGCUCAACCUGGCCGAGCUCAACCACCUGGGCUGGCGCAAGAUCAAGACGGCGGUGCGCGGCGUGCAGGCCCGCCGGAAGUCCAUCUACGAGAUCCGCAACAAGGACCUGCCGCGGAUGAGCGUGCCCAAUUUCGGCCGCACGCAGUCCAGCGACUCGGCUUACGUCUAAAGACCAGAACGCCCUCCCCCGGCCCCCCGCCGCUCCCGCCCCUCGGAACUUUGGACUAUCACGCACGCCUGCAUCCGUGUCAUGACUUUUCAACAGCGGGCAAGUUCCAUUUCCCUUUCUUCUUUCCACGCGGUUUUGGGAUUGGAUUACGCGUGCUUGUUCCCGCCGACUCCUGCAACUUCUCCCCCCCCGUUUGCAACCACGUGUUCACGACCACACACACACCGGACACUUCAUUAGGUACGUCUACCCUGUUACGACGAUCCACUUUUUGGGGGGCGGGGGGAACACAUUAUCAGUGAGGCCGACAGAUCAUAAUAAUGACCGCCAUCGUAUUUAAAGGAGUUGGGGGAAAAACACCCGAAAAGCUGGAUCCAAAAAUGUCCUCCUUUGAUUUCUUCCACCGGUAGGAUAAGUAGCGCCAUCAAAAGGAUGCAAAUAUUUACAUAUACAUAUGGAUCUCUAUAUAUCACCGCAUCCAUACUUCAGUAUUUUUGUUGCCUGUGUCACACCACUUGACCUUAAAAACUGAAAACAGCCGCUCCAUUGCUUUUCUUAUAUCAACCGUCGCUGCAAAUGCUAACGUCUGUGACUUUACCUUAACAUUUAUUUUAUUUUAUUUGAUUUGUAGGACACACCAAAGCGCCCACAGAUUUAUUAUUAUUUAUUAUUAUUAUCAUUUUUGCUUCUUUUCUUUAUGUGUAAUCAAGUGCCAUACUUGUAUAUAGACAUGAGAAAAAUGUAUACAUAUAUAAAUAUAUAAAUAAAUUCAAAACGUAUAUAAAUAAAUUCAAAACGUAUAUAUAUAUAUAUAUGAAUAUAAAAUAUUCACCAUCAAUGAGAUGCUUAUUCGCCCUGGAUGCUAAACGACGCCCAUCCCCGCCUACCCCAACUCAAUGAUUUCAAUGCAUUUAUUGUGAUUUCAAUAAAUUAAAAAAAGGCAUAUGAACUGCGUUAUUUCAACUGUGAGAAAUGAUUUUUUUAAAAAUCUCCCCUUAAUGAAAAAAAAAGCUGCAAAUAUGAAAAAUAGCACAAAGUGACGUUUUUUUUUAACCCCACACACACGCCCCACGGCAAAAAAAAUAAAAAUAAAAAAAUAAAAAAAAAUGCUCUGGUGCUACAAUUUUGCUUUGUUUUCCAAAGAAAGGUUUGAAAAUGUAUCCCCAAAAAAAGAUAUAAUAAGGAAUGA